AUGAAACCUGAUAAUAUCAACGACAUAAUCCUGAGCCACCUGCACUUUGAUCACACUGGGGACGUUUCCCAGUAUGCAGAGGCACAGGUGUUGCUUAGACCUGGAAGCACGUCUGUCGCACCCCCUGAAUACCCAACGGUGGAUGAAUCCCCUUUCGACGGCCUGAUCUUCGCCCAUGCUCGAGUCAGAGAGUUCGAGAGAUCUCAAUAUCAGCCUCUGCCAUCAGGUGCCGUACUAAACGACUUCCCAUUCUACAAGAGGAUUGACUUCUUUGGAGACGGCACGCUAUACGUCCUCGACGCGCUGGGCCAUAUGCAGGGUCGCUUGAACAUAUGA
Clonostachys solani is the source of this 336-nucleotide messenger RNA. The record is from the annotation of a GenBank genome assembly. NCBI's taxonomy places the organism in Eukaryota, Fungi, Ascomycota, Sordariomycetes, Hypocreales, Bionectriaceae.